AUGGAUGAAUCAAGCAAAUUCGUCAUUUGUACGAUGUUUAAAGGCUCAAACUGCUUGAAAUGCAAAGCGUAAGCAAUCCGUUUUGACAAAAUUUUACAUAAUUUACAAGCAUCAUGCAAUUUCGAACAUGUAAUUAAAGACUUAGCUUAUUUUGAUCGCGGGGUAGUAAUAUCCGACGAGGGUGGUAAUCUCUAACCGAAUAUUUAUACCACGCACGCUAUUAACAGUAGAAUCCAGGACGCUUCUAUAUAUAGGGCAGUGCGACGAGCGCACGCGAACUGAUCGACGUGUGAUCAUGAUGGGAAAUAGUCUGAGGAAGCAGGUUUUUGGCGAAAAUGGAAGAAAAAGUAGACUUUGAAAAAGAGGAUUUUGAUUUAGUGUGAUACAAACUAAUUUAAUAGUUAUCUGCACUAUAUAUCACUCUGAGUACGGAAUUAGUUUGCAUUUAGCAAAAAUUCUGGUGUCAGAAAGAAUUUAUUAUCGAUAAUGCGCGUGCUUUUGAUUUCUUCGAAGUUAACCGGCAAAACAUCUUUUGUCAACCUACUUCGAACUUGGGCAUGUUGAUCGAAGCUCCUUAUUUAAAAAAAUCGGAGUUGAUUCUUAGAAGAUAUCAUGGCUGUAAUUUGACCCUUUUAAAGAGUCUUUUCGGGACGUUUAGCCAGUAAAAUAUUCUGAAAAAUAGCGAAGACGUUGUAUUUCGCCUAGCCUGUGAUGCUGUUGCCACUGUUUAAUGUGUGGCUUAAGUUUUAUGACUGCUGCAUGGAACAGAAUUAAUCUUAUUAUACAUAUAGGCCGUAUGCUGUGACCUAGAAAAGAGCCUAGAAAGCGAUUUUCAUUUCACCUGUCUUGGAACUGAAAUAUUUUUACGGGAACUAAACACUUUCGAACACGCUGAGUUUAAAUCCGAGAAGUUCCCGCUCUAUACACCUGCAGUUUUCUCACAAACUGCAAUUUUAUCUUCACUAAUUUCACGACAACUUUUUUCAUUGUUCAACGACACGGAUCAAGGACGACAAACGAUUAUGUCACUCAAAAAGACCAAUUUCUAUUAACCAGUCUUCCUUUUAACAAAAGACCGGUUUUGCUCGAAUCAUUUUGAGUUAUGUUAGAUUAUGCGCGUUAGACGUAAACAACAUAUCUUGUCUACAACUUUGGGAAGGUACAGAUAAAGCUUUCUGAAAGUCUUUUGGUUAUGUCUCUGGGCUGAGAAAUAAUUCCUUACAUGCGGUCAAAAUGUUUUAUACAACGAUGUAAAACGGUAAUGUUAUGUCAUGGGUCGCAUUUAAAUUUCCAACACAGUUUUUGAGACGUAAUUCAAGAAGUAACUUAUCAUUGCAUUUGAACUAUCAUAUCAGUUGGUGUUAUUCUGUGCGAUUAGCAAGUAUUAUUGGAAAGAGGGCUUUCAUAUACGUUGUAAUCACCAAAUAAACAGGUCAUGCACACAUUUCUCCAUUUCGUCGUGAGUUUACAGAGCAGAUUUUAUACUUUGGCACUGAUAUUUGUCUUUGAUGUGAACAUUUAUUCUUCUAGUUUAACUUAUAUUUAAGAGUCAUACUGUCUUAAGUCUUCUCCCAGCGGGUCUAGCUAUUUUGCGGGCUGCGGGUCAGGAAAUGUGGGCUGCGGGUUAAAACAAUUGAGGGCCGAGGGCUAAAUUGCUGGCCUAACUAAUUUUUUAAUGAAAUUAUCGACAAAAUUCAAUGAAAAUAGAAAUUCGCAGUUUAGGCAUGAAUAGGAAGGUUGGCACCACUUAUUCACCGAGGAUAAUUUUCUAUCCAAAAUAAAAUUGCAAGAUGAAGUACCGAACAGCCAUCCGUCAUGAUUGUGGGCUAUUGUGCACAAGAAAGUAGGAAAUAACCGUAUCAAAUUGUGGCCGUUCAUGCAAUAAACAGUACAGUCAUAUUUCACUGGUCAUUGGCCUACUUUGAAUCUGGGUUCCUGUAGUAUACUUCAUGUAAUACCUUCCAAAUAAAGAAAACAGUUAAAUCUUCGGAAUAUUUCCCGGAUAGGAACGUGAUUGUGACUGUAAUCGAGAUAUACUUUCCUGUAUGUGUUUAUUGUUUCUGUCUAUGUAUAUACUUACAGUAAGAAUGCCGACUCGCUGCUUGUUACCAAAUUUUUAUUUAUUUAUAUGAUUUACGUUACGAUUAAAAAUGGCAUUUUGGUUUCCUUGGUAUUUCAAACUUAUUUCACACAAAAAUAUAUUUGGCAGCUUUUUUCAUGACGUCACACAAGACUGAAAGAAUUCGGAGCCAUAUGCAAAAAUGUCCAACUCACUUUUUAUACGGACUUCAUGCGACAUGAUUUCAGGGCUUUGCGUGGGUCCAGUGUUUCGAGAAAAUUUGAUUAGGAUUGGUGUACAGUUAUCCCGGUAGAAACAGGCUUUAAUGUCUGGUACGACUCAUAAAUUGAGAUUCCAUGAUAUUACAAAAAGAACGAAUUUAAGGAAAUAUUCAUAUGCUUAUGAUUACGAAUAGCAUUAGAUAUGGACUGUACUUCAAAGACAGAAAAUUUUGAAUAAUAUUGUUAUUUUUUUUACAUUUUGACAAUAAUUUUUAAAAUUCGUCCCCGCGGCUCGCAAUCGUGUUAGCCCGCAACCCGCAUUUUUCUCCCCGCAGCUUGCAUUUUUCUGCCCGCAGCCCGCAUUUUUCUGCCCGCAGCCCGCAUAUUUCUGCCCGCAGCCCGCAACCCGCAAAAUAGUUAAAACUCUCUACCAACAAUCCAUCGACAAUAUUUCAUUUUAGCGUUGUCUUUGCCGUUCCGUUGGCUUCGCGUUACUUUUGUUUUAAAUACCUUGAUCGCGUUAAAAGAGUUAUUUCUCAGACCAGAGACAUAGCCAAACGACCUAGCAUUAACGUCCUUGUGAUUUUAUUGAGAUAGAGCCAGAACUGAGGAUUUCAGAAAGCUUUAUAUAUGUACCUUCCCAAAGUUGUAGACAAGAUACGUUGUUUUCGUCCAAGACGCAUAAUAAUUAUAACAUAACUCAAAAUCAUUCGAGCAAAACCCGUCUUUUGUUAAAAGGUAGACUGGUUAAUAGAACUUGCUCUUUUUGAGUGACAUAAUCGUUUGUCGUCAUCGAUCUAUGUCGUCACAGUUAGGUAUCGUUGAAUAAUGAAAAAAGUUGUCGUGAAAUUAGUGAAGAUAAAAUUGCAGUUUGUGAGAAAACUGCAGGUCUACGGAGCGGGAACUUUUCGGAUUUGAACUCAGCGUGUUCGAAAGGACGUGUUAGUUCCAAGACAGGUGAAAUGAAAGUGAACGAUGUCAAGACGCAGCAAACGGCCUAACUGUAGUGCUUAAUUAAACGAUGUUAGCAUGAUUUAUUUAAAGUUCAUAUAUACAGUAUACAAAAAUAUAUUUCAACCUCGUUGUGAUGAUGUCAACUGAGUUACUGAGUGCAUGAACUGACAACAUCUAAAUUAUAUGACGAUGAUUUAUUUAAUUUCUGGGUUGAGAUUUUUACGCCAAACAUUCCAAAACCUCUAAAACAUAAAAAAUUAUAUUUCUUUCAAUUCUCUAAAACGACAGUAAUUCUCAUUUCUGAUUUCUCAUAAUUCUUCACUCCAUGCAUAUAGCUGCUCAAACUAGUCACUCGGGUUUUGGCAGGCAUCUCACAGACUUUGUAAAUCAGGUGAAUCACGAGAUGCCUGCGCAAGAGGUGAUAGCAAUGUGCGUCUACUAAUUAGUAACGCACAAAUAACGUGUACGUAGUUGAUUUAGAACUGGCUAUAAUUUUGUCUAUAUUUACAGGCAGUAUUUUUAUAAUCGAACAGCGACAUUCCUUUAAAUUUUUGCAAGUCUAAAUUUCCUUUAAUUAACUCUUUCCGCGACAACAUCGUUUCCUAGCUUAUUGUUUGUUUGUCCGAAAAGUUGAGCUCCAGCACACGUUUAGCCCCUGUAGGUCAACCUCGAAAAAGGUGGAUUGAACAAUGCAAUGUAUCCAUAUAUAGCUAAGUAUCCAUAGAAACAGCAAUAUUUUAUUUGUAAAUAUGAAUAAGUUUCUUCUACAAGUAAAGAAAUGACGAAAAUUGAAAAACUUGUCGACUAAAUAAAAAUCUGUUUUUGUUGGAUUUUCGCAUGAAAACACGUUCGCCCCUGGUCAUGCUGCCUCUAACGUCGAUGAAUCAAAUGACUGGAGUUGCACCGCCGUAUAUAUAUACGCCCUGAUAGAAUGUUAAGCAAGCGAUAUUUCAAUCUAAAUAACUGUUACGUUAUAGAUGGCAAGUAAUGGCGACUGUAGUUCAAUAAUAAAUAAAUUAAUUGACUACCGUUUAUAAUUUAUUAAUUGAUUUCAAAGAAGAACUGCUUACACCAUCACUCGUCAACUAUAACGGCUCGAUUGACUUCCGGUUGGCGUCCGUGUUGGCAAAAACAUCGCCUGCUUAGGGACCGGUCCUUAUUUAUGGCGGGGAUGGCACCGAAGAGAAAAGGUUUGGGUAAACAAAAUGUCUGAUUAAAAGGUAAUUGUGUAAAUGAAAAACAAAACAACUCAAAGGUUGGGUAAUAUAAAUUUAUUGUCAUUUUCAAAGCAGGACUCAUUGAAAUAUUGGAGACUGAAAAGCAAUGUUAACAGUCAUAUGUCAAUACAAUAUGUGAAUCAAUCGGAGUCACUCUAUCUUGAUCAGUUUCCAAUUUGUUGGGAGACAAAUGGUGUCUCCAAAGAAAGUGAUAAAUGACCGUUAUGUGACAACUGAAUGGCAUACUUUUGUAAAGUUUUUGGCCAUGGGUGGGUAUUUAUUUUUUAAUUGAUAUUUGGGGUUGGAUAAUCAAAUUUUUUACUUUUAAAGGUUGGGUCAGCAAAAUUUUUGCUACGAAAAACAUUUCUCUUCGGUGCCAUCCCCCGCCCUCCCCCUCACCAUAAAUAAUAACCGGUCCCUUAAGCUCUCGUUACGUCAUUUGAUCAAUUUCUAAAGUUGUUUCUUUUUUAAGUUUUUUUAUUAAUUGUGUUACGGUAAUGGUUGGAGUUUGGUUUGAAGUUACCGCGUUGGGGUUAGAGUAGGGGUAGGAUUUGGGUUAGAUACAUAGCCAUUUAACAUCAGUUAUCUUCCAUCUUACGAAAAUGACGUCAUGUCAGUUUGGUAGAUGGGAACAUGUGCUGACCGAUAAUUCGAGUAUCGUUCAUAGGUAUGAUGAUGCUCCACAGUCAAAAACAAAAUGUUGGGUAUUUACAGUAAAUUGAGCUAAAUAAUUUGAAAUAUAUACAACCUCGAAGAGGAAAAUGCUAAUAUCUAAUGCUGAUAUAUCAUAGAAAUUGAAAUAGAUAAACCUAGCAGUGAACAAAUUAAGCGCAUGUGAGUUAAAUUGUCUCCUUGAAAUAAACAAUAUACAAAAGAAAAGGUUGUACAUAUAUCGCUGUAUAAAAUAUAGCUCAACUAUAUAUAACAGCACGUGCACAGUAUUCAUGCAGUAAUAUUUUUUUCUCGUAUUUUAAUUUUCUCUCAAAGCAGAAAUGGAGAAAACCUGAAAUGUAACACAAAGCUCGCGGUGGGGAGUGAUUCCAGCGUAGAUAAAGGGCCAAUACCAGAUGGUUUAUACGCUAUUGGCUCUGUUUUCAAGAACAAUGGCAAACCAUGGGCAAACAUGUACCCACAGAAACAAAGUGGUGGUGGUUGGUGGGAUUAUUACCGUAACAACCCGGACACUGGACGUGGCUACAUUGGAUUACACCCAGGUUCUAAUUCACAUGGCUGUGUGACAGUCACUGCAGAAUCUUGUUGGGAUAAGCUUGAAAAAAUGUUAAAAAGCAAGCGUGGUGAUACUAUUACAGUGUCUAAAACAUGGUGGAGAACAGCUGAUGUCAAGCGGGUUGGCCUUCUCCAAGCAAAGAACUGAAUUUUUUCAAUGACAUCCAUUGUAUAAGAAUGAAGUCAUUUCAUUAUUUAUGUUACGUACAUGUCAAAUGAUAAUUAUCAUGUUUCGCAGUAAAUGUAUACCUGAAGCUGCAGAUGUCAAAUUUUGAAAAAUUAAAAGUCAUCUUUUCUCUUUGACAUAAAAUAAUAUUUUUAAUUAAGCAAAGCUAUAAAUUGUGGUUAAUGGAGUAAUAUGUUCUAAAGACUCUAUUUGCUCGAGGGUGUUUUCAGUCUGCCAAAACAUCUGCGUCACAAAAAUUAAUCCGUACAAGGUCCAAGUACCUCGGUAGGACAAGGGAACCGUUUUCUAGUCUUGUUUUGUCUUGUUAAUAUUACAUGAAAUAAAUUCCUUGAUUCUCAUCACCACACUUUAAAAAUGUCGAAGAAGCGUGAGGUUCAUAUAUUACAUUUUAUAUUUAUAUAAUUUAUAUGUCAAUAAAUUAAAAAAUAAUUCCGAACAUUUAAUAUUUCUGUGAUUUCCGAAGUGAAGUGUCAUAAAUCGAAAUAAACAUAUUACAUUACAAAUUUCUGUAAUUUCUAUCGUAUAUCUCCACGACUGAAUGACUGAACCCUUGAACUGAAUGCGAAAUUUCUUUGAAAUGCAAUUAAAUUUCUUCCAAGAUUCUGUUUGUUUGAAAUUGGCAGUUUAAAAUGGCACUAAAAACCCACAACUAACAACGAUUUAAUUAAUAUAAAUACUGAAAAAAUUCGUUUAUUUAUAGAAUUAAAACCACUUUCGACUAUGCUAUUGGCAAUAUUCUCGAAGUAGAAGCAGCGUAUAAUACAUUUACAAGGGAAUCAGAGUUGAAAAGUUUACGAAUUGCAAUUGUGAACAAAUCAGUUUUUGGUAGCCUUUUACAGUCGACUCUAUCUGAUUGUAAGCGUUUGGUUUGAUGCAUAAACCCACGCCUCGGUAGGAAAGGAAGUGGACAAUACCUUGCUCGAGUGACAUAUACUUAACAAAUAGAUAAGAUUUUGCCGUUAUCUGUUCAGUUAUAGAUACACAGUAUGACGUCAUCAUGUUGGAAGAAAAAAGUGGCCACGAGGCGAGUGAGUCACUUUUUUGUUCCUCCCACAUUUUGACGUCAUACUGUGUAUCUAUAACUGAACAAACAACGGCAAAAUCUUAUUUAUUUGUUUUAUUUAAUAUAUAAUAAAAGAAGAACCCCGAAUUAAACACUGUCAGGUAAAUAGCUUACUUUUUAUCCACCCAAACAUUUGCAAGAUUGAAAAAGGCAAAAUUUUACAAAUAUCACGUGUACAUGAUCUAUACAAAUAAGGGAAUGCUAUUGGAUAAGGUUUUGUGUGACGUAAUUCCGUGCCACUGUCCUCUAAUAAAUCACGGCUCUCGACCAGUGAAAGCGCUUGAAUCCUUAACGUUAUUAUUGUAGUGUCUGUGACGUCACAGUCACGUGAGGAACACCAGGAGAGACAGAGUAGUGUUGGAGAGAGAGUAUUGUAGUAAACGAGCGAGAGAAUAAAUCCUUAAAGUUUGAUAAUAUAAACACUAUAAUUAUAUAAAGUCGACUUGCGACUAAGGAGCGAGUAUACUCGCACCUAUUCGUCAGUGUAGGUAACAUUUCAUAUAAUCUUGAACGGUCUGUGUAGGUGGUGUCAAUAAUAAGAAAGCAUCGGAUUGAUAAGGAUGCAACUUCCUGAAAAAUACAAGGAGAACGUCGACGUUUCGAGGGAAGGACCUUCGUUGGGAAGUCAGUAGCGACGACGGACCUUCUCUCGAAUUAACCUCAAAGUUUUCCUUGUUUUCCGAAGCUUUCUUAUUGCCCACGCAUAGGCUAAUUUUUGAAGUACUACACUGUACCGUAAUUUUAUUUUGUAGAAAUCAAUUCUCCGAAAAACGAACGGAGGAGGAGAACAAGCGCAAUAUUUUCACCCUAUAGUUCUUUUCAGUUGUUUGAUGAAGAAAGAUCAUAACCUAUAAAUAAUUAUGUAAAAACCCAGGUAACAUUUUGCAGUUGUGUCUUCAGUUAUAGAUACACAAUGUAGGGACACACAGCAUGACGUCAUAACGUGGUAAGAACAAAGACGUGGCCCACGAGCGGAGUAUAAAUAACAUCCGCUGUGUGUCUAUAACUCAGGCUCAACAGACAACGUGUAAUAGACCUUUUUAAAAAGUCUGCCUUGUGAGUAGUUUACGGAUAAAUACGAUCUUUUGGCCAAUCAGGCAAGCCAAAUAGCAGUGCGGGGUUUUCCUUUAUCCACAAACUACGUCACAAGGCACACUUUUUAAAAAAGUUUAUUGGGCCCACUGUAAUUGGAAUUUAAGCUGUUUUGGUGUCCAAGCUUUUUUAUUUUAUUGGCUGUUUUUGCCUGUUUAUUGUUUGAUGUUAUUUUUUGUUGUUUUUUUUUUUAAAUAAAUAAAUAAAUAAAUAAAUAAAUAAAUAAACGUCAAAUAACUAUAUAUUUUAUUUUACCAAACAUUUGAAAAUUUACCUACACUAAGUAUAGAAACAUCUUGUGGUUUGAAGUACGGUAGAUCAAAACUCUCAACCAAUGACAAGCCAGAUUGAAUUCAGGUUAGCUAUUAUGAUAAUUAUAAAUAAAGUUUCACAACCUCAUAUAUUGACCUUUAGUGCUGAUCCUUUAUGGAUCAAAUUAGGAAACCUUUUUAAUUUGAAAAAAUUGGACGAAGCGUAUGAAUUACUCCGUGAAAUAACAGGACUCACAUUUUUAUUGAUUACAGUAUAUAUUUAAUUCGACUUUUAGCCAAAGCGACCAUCCACUGGAAUUAAACGAGGACGUUGUAUAUGUUAAUCCGAUUUAUGUUUUUCAUUAAGCCCCAUACAGGCAAGCAUGGUUUCCUUGACAAGUUUUCCUUCUCGUAUGUGCACGAUCAAUAAGUUUUCCUUGACAAGUUUACCUUCUCGUAUGUGUACGAUCAAUAAGUUUUCCUUGACAAGUUUACAUUCUCGUAUGUGUACGAUCAAUAAGUUUUCCUUGACAAGUUUACCUUCUCUUAUGUGUACGAUCAAUAAGUUUUCCUUGACAAGUUUACAUUCUCGUAUGUGUACGAUCAAUAAGUUUUUCUUGACAAGUUUACCUUCUCGUAUGUGUACCAUCAAUAAGUUUUCCAUGACAAGUUUACCUUCUCGUAUGUGUACAAUCAAUAAGUUUUCCUUGACAAGUUUACCUUCUCGUAUGUGUACGAUCCAUAAGUUUUCCUUUACAAAUUUCCUUGACAAGUUUACCUUCUCGUAUGUGUACGAUCAAUAAGUUUUCCUUGACAAGUUUACCUUCUCGUAUGUGUACGAUUAAUAAGUUUUCCUUGACAAGUUUACCUUCUCGUAUGUGUACGAUCAAUAAGUUUUUCUUGACAAGUUUACCUUCUCGUAUGUGUACGAUCAAUAAGUUUUUCUUGACAAGUUUACCUUCUCGUAUGUGUACGAUCAAUAAGUUUUUCUUCACAAGUUUCCUUGACAAGUUUACCUUCUCGUAUGUGUACGAUCAAUAAGUUUUCCUUGACAAGUUUACCUUCUCGUAUGCGUAAGAUCAACAAGUUUUCCAUGACAAGUUUUAUCAUUCGUGUGCAUGUGAAUGUCGCCUUUUGUUUUGCCAAGACCAUGUAUAAAAGUAUUCUUGUACACUUGUCAAGUUAUUCUUGCAAUGAUUAAAAUUAAAAUGUGUCACAUUAGCAAAAUUCAGUGACAAUUACUGUAUAUUUUUAUGAAUUAUAUAUCAUAAUCAGGUCGUCCAACGAAGAAUGGCGAGAGUGGUCUGAAAUCACCAAUAUCACCAUCUCCUGUGUUUGUUCCUAUCAAUGGCUUCAAGCCACCAAAUAAUGAGGAUCCAUCACUCAAUCAAACAUCACCUUCAUCAGAAACUUCACCCAAGGUUUGUAUAUUUCUUAUGCAUGAAGAUAACGUUUGCAUAUAGUAUAUUAAUUUGGUAGACGAUAUCGUGAAUUUCUAUGGGGAACCAUUUACAUUGCUUCUUGUUAUAUACAAGCAAGCGAUAGUUACGUGUAAUAAUUUCUUUAUUCAUCUAUAAACAGUCACGGACACAAGGCGAGUAUGUAUGGAACCGCCUGCCCCAAAAUGUGCCCUAAAGACUCCAAGAGGAAGAACACUUUGUAAACAGAAUUAAUAGUGUUAGCACAGAAUAGAGACCUUAUCAGAAGACCGACUCAGCGAAAAGAGUGUAACCGCCGCCACGCCAUGAUUCGCAAUGAUUCGUCAUCAAAAUGUACUCGCAAUUUUCCUAGUCAGUGCGCUUGCGAGAGACAUCCCCCCCCCCCCUAAAUGUUUGCCAUUUCUUAAUAUUUUCAGGGAAGUGAAUGUCUCUUGUAAGCGCACUAUAGCUAGGAACAUCGCAAUACCAUAGCAAAGGUUACGUCAAAACCAUAGGCAGAAGCAAGAAGUCGGCUUUCUGUAAGGUCUUUGUUCUGUAGUAUUAUCUAUUAGGAAUAGAGUUAAUUCAGUGUCUGUGUCUGUAAUUUAAUACUUUGUAAUACAGUAACUUAAAUGUAUUCAUAAUCUUUGUCAUUAUAAUUUUACUGUUAGUGUGAAGAUGUUCGCAGUUAAGACGAAACGUCACAUUCAACAAACCUUUUAUAAAUAUUUUGUGUGUGUGUAUGGCCCUAUUUUAAGCAUUAUAUUGCGCUCUUAUUUUCAGCAUAAGAAUACAGUAUAGUUUAGAUUAAUAUGUAUUGUUGUAUUUGUAGGAAAGUAUAAAAAAUAAAGAACCAAUGGAAUGGCCUGGUACUCUUGCUGUUGCUCACUCUUACCUCAAACACAGAGCUGGUGAGUUAAUGAGGUAUUGCAUAAAAAAUAUUAAAAUUCCAUAUGUAUACUGUAUAUAUAUUCGAAAGGAAUACACCCUUUCGAUAAUUACGUCACACGUACUCUUUGGUCUUGGAGCCCGGCUGUCAUUAGUAAAUUACGCAAGGUGACUGGCUCACGAUUCAUGACAGCGAGGCUCCCAGGCCAAAUGACGUAAAUAUCGAAAUGGUGUGUUGGAAAAAAUGGGUUGAUACAACAGAUUCAUGUGACUUUAAAAACCUGCAUAUAGGCUGAAAGCCAAAUAGUAAAUAAUUUUGAAUUUGUUGAAAGAAAAAUUUUGAAGAACGAUAAUACAUGCAGUAUUCAUUGAACCAGGGCGUAAUAAAACACAUGUGUUUUACAAAUAGAUAUAAAUGUGUUUUACAGCGCCCUGAUUGAACCCGUUAAAACUUCAUUCAUCAUACUGUAAGCUUUUAGCUGUCUUGGUUGUAAACCAGCCCAACAUAUUGGUGCAACAUCAUCCUGCAUUCAUUUGUGGGAAGCAGCAUUGUUGGGUCUCUUUGAACAUGGAUAUAUUACAAUUGGUGAUGUUGGCUUUUGUUACUUUGGACCAGGUAAUUUCAGCAUAAUGCUCAGCAAUGCUAUACCAACAAGUUCAACGAUGAUGGAAUGAUUUGAACGGGUCUGUAAAGGCUUCGCAAUAAAUCAACAUUUAAGUAAAGUUGUUGUUAUUAUUUUAUAUUUUCUGCAGAGAAAGACAAAGAAAAAUAAAAACUAUUGAAUCGAAAUCAAGAACUAAAACUACAAGAACUAGAAUAUUGCAAAGAAAAGUGAAUGAAUUAAGCAGCGCAAUAGUGGUAAGUAUUUUUCGUCCACAGUACUGUACGUCGCAAAUAAGCUUUGGUUAACGAGCCAUGUGUGCGUGGCAGUUCUUGUGCAUGCAUCAUCUCUGCGAUCGGGCUUCGUUUUCCUGCAUUGCUGUCGUCAUCAGGGUCUCCUGAUUUAUUCAUAACUGCCUAAUAUAUUAUGCUGAUGACGAUCCAAUUGCCAAUUAACGUAUUUGUAGUGGCUCUUUUCAAUUUUCAACCUACUGGCCACUUUGCAGCAAAAUUCCAAUCAAUCAAUCAAUCAAUCAAUCAAUCAAUCAACCAAUCAAUCAAUCAAUCAAUCAAUCCACAACAUUAUUUAGCUGUCAAUCUUCUAUAGCAAAGCACGAAUGGUUCACAAAGUGGCGAGUAGUUGGUUGAAAAGAGCCACUACAAGUAGAGCCAACAAUUAGCUUCAGGAAAUUCUUGAAAUCAACGACAAAUGAAUUCAUUCUGUCACAGAUAUUCUUGCUUACAAAGCAUUAAGGUUCCACUAGCUCCAUGAUCAGUAUUUCGUCAAUAUACGCUUCCUGAAAGUACGUCACCUUUGCCAUGGAGCCUCAUUUUUGUGGUUGAGUCGUGGACUGAUGUCACAUACACGCAAACGAGGCACUAUAUGGACAAAUUGACAUACUUUCCGCCAUUCUAAGUAUAAAAUAUUUGCAGAAUAACGUUUCUCCAGAUAAAUUAUAAUAACAGGUAUUAAGAAACGAAAGCUAUGACAUCGCAUGUGGCAACUUCUACUAGCUAUGAAAAAAAAUGAUAAACGUUGGGCUUUUCAGCAGAAAGAUAAAUUACAUUAUUUCUUAGAAUGACACAAAUAUACCAAAAAUCAUGAUAAUUAUACAUUGGCUAAUUGGGGUUAGUGGUACUGUAUUAAUUUCCCAUUUAAUAUGCUUUUCCUAGACACAAAUCCAGAAGAAGACAGAGAUAGUGGAAUCCACAAAGCAAGCUCAAGAAAAACUACAAAGAUUGAAGAAAUUUAUCCAAGCUGUUCAUUCAUCAUAAAUAGAAAUAUAUUUUUGAAGAUAGAUUUUUAUUAUAUGGAGACAGAGACUCCGGGAGAUAAUGAAGUUAAAAUAACAAAUAGCUCUAGGAGCAAGUAUAUUGGAUAUGCGUACUGUAUCCUAUUCUAUCAUCUU
This is a messenger RNA of Paramuricea clavata, 12587 nucleotides long. Lineage: Eukaryota; Metazoa; Cnidaria; Anthozoa; Malacalcyonacea; Plexauridae. The record is from the annotation of a GenBank genome assembly.